CACGAACGCCCGACGUGAAUCCGGAUUCUUCCAUCAAACCAAAAAGACGAAGAUAAAAGGAAUUGGUAAAUUUGGAUCUCCCUAAAAACAUGAUACUCCUCGAAUGCCAAGUGUGCCUAGAGUGUUACGAUGCGAGGAAGCGAGUCCCACGGAGCCUCAGUUGCAAGCAUACCCUCUGCACAUCUUGCAUUGCCCAGAUCAUGAGAAGAGGGCAACUAAAAUGCCCCUUCUGCCGCACGUUGCAUGCUGGUGCUGUCAUCUCGCCAGUCGAUGUUCCGGUUCAGGGGGAGAUGGCGGCACUGGUGCUAGAGGACUCAAGUUCGAAACCAGAAGGGAUGGCAUGUGAGUCUGUGCCAGAGGCAUCGGGUGUCAACGUACUGAAGUUGCGCAGCGACAUCCAGAAGGCUAAUGCAAAUGGUGCACAUGUUUGGGCAGUGCUAAGGAGGGAAGGAGGAGCACGAGGAAGCCACCGGUGUGCUAAAAUCACUGUGCACGACGAGCGGCUGCACCUCCAUGCCCUCAAAGAUGGGGAGCCGCCAAAGGACUCAAUUACCGUAGAAUACGAUGCCAUACGGAGAAUGGUUGAUGAGAACUACGUGGUCACUUUCCUAGAAGUGAAGAAUGCAGGCGUACUUCAAGGGCGAGUAUACAUCAAACUCUUAGAUGAUGCUGGUCGGACGCGCCAGUUCAUGUACUUCUGCUCGGGGGAGAGAGGACCUUCGUACGCCAACACCCACUUCCUGGAGGUUCUCCACAAGGGCCAGCCCGGGGAACAGGUCUGGGGCGGAGAUUACGAGAAUGAUGAUGGCACUGGGGGAGCAGCUUUACCGGGGAUGGAACGUGGUGAGGAAAACUUCCACAGCAUAGACCCUGGGCUCGUGGUGGGCUACUAUUUCCCAGGUUAUGGCUACGACCACAACCCUUCCCAGUUUGGAAUAUAUGUGGCCGAGUGGUGCUACACCUCAGACAUGUCCUCCAUUGGGAUGGUGAUAGACGGUUUGGACAUAAUCUCUGCGGUGGCCAAGCUUCCAGAUGUUAGAGAAAGCUGUGUGUCUGAUUGUGGAUUUUUGCUGUUUCACUAAGCAGAAGGACAACAGAAAAAGGGAAAGAUUGUUUUAAGAAGGAAGAUUUAGUUGACUGAUAUUUGACCAAUGAAGUUUGUAAAAGGCUAUGAAAAGAUAUGGCGGAUUUCAGGGUUGGCUUGAGUCUUUUCAUCACAAAAAAUAACCAAGUGUGCUUUUUUUUUUUUUUUUUUUUUUUUUAACUCUCUAUAUGUUACCAAAUUUAUUUUCAUGUUAUAUAUCUACUAAAAUGUAGAUCAACAACAAAGGAGGAAACAUGGGAUCAGAUUAGAGAUGGUCACAACACGUUUUUUUUAUGUACUUUUGAGUGUACAAAGGUUAUUUGUAUGUGUAAUAGUGCAGAUGUGUUAUAUGUGCUGUUGACCCAUUCAGUGUUUUUGGCAGUUAUUCAAUAGUUGAUUGUUAACCCCUCCACUGUCUCAUCAUUCAUAUUUCUCAUAAAUUCAUUGUUUUUUUGUCACCGUUUUCUCAUCAUGCUCAUUAACAUUAUGCAUUCUCAUUACUAUAAUGUAUUUGUAAUUCUGCAUAAAACAUGUAAAAUACCAUGUUUAAAGUGGUCUAAAAUAUGCUGUGAGAUUGUACAAUGUUUUUCCAGCAAUUUCUUGAAUCUCACCAAGAAUUGGAUAGGUGUGAAUUAGGUAUAUCAGGAGUAUAUAUACAUAUAUAUAUUUUGUUGUUGUUGAAGAAUACAGGAUAGAACAGAAUGGCAUAAAAAAAAUUAAAAAAUUGAGAAAAAUUAAAUGUAAAAACCUCAUUACGAAAUUGGAGGAAUGGCACUCAGCGAACACUAUACUCCUUCUAAUUUCAGAAAAGGAAAAACUGACAACACAAUCUUGGACUCUGUAGUGCUUUGAUUUGCCUGGUCUCUUGAGAAAAGUAAUAUAUAUGAAUGUAUGUGAGUUUUAAAAUUACCAAAGAUAUAUAAACCUAAGUAUUAAGUGUUACCUGAUUAGAAUUUAAAAGAGACUUGGCGAAUCAGAGUACUCCUGAGUUGAGGGUGAGUUGCCAGUUAUAUUUCUCCCGAAAUUGGGGGCAAUAUAGAUGACUUAUUUAUUCCAAGAGCGUGACACAUUCAUCGUCGUGGAUACCGUUGUAUCAAGAGAGUGAUCAAAGGUGCAAAAUAAAAUAGAAAAAUCCAACGAGAAAUGAAGAAAUGAACUUUCUGCAAAUAAUAAAUGCAUGUCUGUUGUGUCGGUCUAUGCAAAGAUAUCUUUCUUCUACUGCAAUAAUAUUGUUCUUAAGCAUGCAUGUCUACAGUCGAUUCUGGAUUUCACCUUGUCCGGCCCCACACCUUUUGCGUGUGUGCUAUCAUUCUAUCAUCCUGUUCCCUAAUCUAAUAGAAGAAAUAUAGACAAAAUUUCCACGUAGAGAUCACUGUGAACUAGAAAACACACGUUACUGUUGUCGCUGGGAACUGCUUGUCUGUCUUGAAAGUUUUCGAUGCUGAAAAUUCAUCUCCAUUCUAUAUAGAUAUAUAUUCAUGCAUGACUUCACAUAUAAGGGGAAAAUAUCUGUUUUUUCCACCUCUCACUGACGCUUAUUAUUAUUAAAGAUUUUCUAUGU
Penaeus vannamei (Pacific white shrimp) is the source of this 2645-nucleotide messenger RNA. NCBI's taxonomy places the organism in Eukaryota, Metazoa, Arthropoda, Malacostraca, Decapoda, Penaeidae. The record is from RefSeq and is a predicted model, not a curated record.